UCAAAGUAAGAUGGCUGCGGGAAAGGGGAGAGUGUCUGAGGAAUCAUCAGAUGGGAUGUUUAUCUGUCUCUAACAGGAUGCCCGGCAGCCCGAGCGAAGGAGUGGUCAACGUGUUAGCUCGCCCGGCUCAAGGUGGUCUAGCUCGCCAGUUGUCUCCCGGUUUCUUGCGCGCCGGUCGCCCGUCCACGGCUCUGACAUUGUGGAAUUCAUUAGCAGCUAGUCGUUAGCAACCCACCAGCGCCAACCCACUAGCACACCGGCUAAGUUAGCGGGUAUCCGGAGGAAAAACAAGGCGCUCGCGACCACCGUACAGGCUCCGGCGAACUCCUCUGCGCAGAGUGGCCGUCCUGACCGGCUAUGGAGUGGUGUUGGCUCCAGACCGGAUGACAGGGUCUACAGGGCGGACGGGGUCACACGGACUCUAAAGCAGCAGCAGCAGCAGCAGUGGGCUCUUCCUAGAUGUACACUGACUGGCAGUGACAGCGCGUUUUGCUGCAGACCUCCUUCCUCCUCCUCUCUGUGGAUAUACUUUCCCCUCUCCCACCUCCCCCCACCUCCCUUUAUUCUCUCCCUCUCCACCUCUUUUCCUUUUCUUUGCCCUCUCGGCUUCUUUUUGUCGCUCGUGACGUCCGACCCGCCUCUCGCCGGGUACCAGCGAUGAGCUGGCUGAGCAGGUUGAACCCGCGGGGUCCCGGGAGUCGGACCGGCCGGAGCGCAGCCCCCUCCGGCCCCUGCACCGCCGACCCGGAGACCUGCCUCAUGGUGUUUGAGAACCACUGGAGACAGGUCUCGUGGGUGUUGGAGCAGCAGGAGCCCUCGUCCUCCAGCGACGACCUGACGGCGGUGAGGAAUCACACCGACCAGAUGCUGUGUCUGCUGGCGGAGGAGCGGCCUGCCGAGAGCGCGGAGGGCGGCGCCGCGCCCAUGGGCCCCAUCCUAGAGCUGGUGGUCACAGAGAACAUCCUGGAGCGCCUGGUCCAGUGGCACCUCCGCCGCGGCCUGGACUCGGACAGCCAGGGGGCGCUGCUCAAGCUGUUCGAGAUGCUCAUCGGCCAGUCGCAGCAGCAGCCGCUGCUGCAGCACACGGCCGUCCUCCACCCGCUGCUGAGGCUGCUGGGAGCGUGUGCCGACCCAGAUCUCGGUUGUCCUCUGGCCCUGGAAAAUAGCCUGGUGCUGCUGCUCAACCAGAUCUGCGUGUCCAUGGCCCGGCAGCCCGUGGUGCUGGAGAUGCUGUUCCGGGCGGCACCGGCCCAGCAGGGCUCGACCAAUCUGCUCAUCUUCUCCCUCCUCGUGCCGUUCAUCCACCGGGACGGAGCCAUCGGACAGCAAGCCCGCGACGCGCUGCUGUUGGUCAUGGCGGCCUCGGCCAGCAACGAGGCCGUGGCGCGGUACAUCGCUGAGAACUCCUACUUCUGCCCGCUGCCCCCACCUGAAGCCGUCUCUCGUGCCUCCUCUCAGGUGUUGGCGACGGGCCUCAGCGCCCUCUACUCCUCUCUGCCCAGGAAGAUUGAGGUCCGUGGGGACGACUGGCACGCCCUCCGGCGGGAGGACUGGAUGAGCGUGUCGUCGCUCGUGCUGUUCAUGAACUCGCUGGAGUUCUGCAACGCUGUGGUGCAGAUCGCUCACCCGCUGGUCCGCUCCCAGCUCCUGGACUACCUCCACAACGGCUUCCUCGUACCCGUCAUGGGCCCCGCGCUGCAUAAGUCGUCGGUGGACGAGAUGAUCGCCAGCACCGCCUACCUGGACCUCUUCCUGCGCAGCGUGUCGGAGACGUCCCUGCUCAAAACCUUCCUGCGCUUCAUCCUGCUGCAUCGCCACGACAACGACACCAUCCUGGACACGCUGCUCACACGCAUCAGCAGCAAUUCACGGCUGUGCAUGGUGUCAUUGAGCCUCUUCAGGACCCUUCUGUCCCUGAACUGUGAAGACGUCAUGCUGCAGCUCGUUCUCAGGUAUCUACUGCCCUGUACCCACGUCAUGCUGAGUCAGCGUCAAGCUAUCAGGGUGACGGACCUGUACGGCAAGUCGGCGGACAAGUUCCUGUCGCUGAUCCCAGAGUGCUGCCGGCUGAAUGCGGCGUCCUCUGCUGAGCGGGACGAGGACGGUGCAUUCUGGGGCAAAGUCGUGAACAGUCCCAGCAUAGAGUCCCCAGCACCGCCCAGACCCAGCACCCCAUCCCGCUUAGCCUUCUUCAUCCGCCAACAGAGCAGCGGAGGUGGGCCAGGGGGAGGGGGUCCCUCCACCCCCACCAGCACGGAGCCGCCCCAGUCGGGCGCCUCCCACCCCCCGUGCCCCGACAGCCCGAUGCACCAGCAGCUGGCCAACACGGAGUGUCUGGACUGGGACUCGGGUUACCUGGAGUAUCUCAAAGACUCCCGACAGGGCAUUGAGAUUUGCUCCUGGGCAUGCCGCGACUGGUCGGCCCCCUACGACGGGGAAAACCCCUCGCCGAACGUGGCCGCUCCACCCCCACCCCCGCCCACCUCCAACCCCACCAUGGCCAUGUUCCCCGAGCACUUCUCUCUCCAGCAGGGAGGAAGCGGGAGCACCCCCCCUCCGGGCCAGCAGAGGGCGGCCGUUGUGGCCGUCGCACGCUCCGAGUGGAGCAGCUCGGAGCGCGACAGUGGCGAGUGGGACGUCACGAUCGGCAAAAACAACUGCAUCAGCCUCACGCCGCGCUCCAAGAAGCGCAGCUUGCAGAGGGAGGAGGUCCUGCCGAAGCCUCUACCGCGUCUCGUUCCCUCCUCCUCCUCAUCCUCCUCCACUUCCUCUUCCUCUUCCUCUUCCUCCUCCUCCUCCUCUUCGUCCUCAGCCACCCCUUUAUCGUCCACCCACGCCGCCUCGUCCCCAGCACCUCACAACCCGACCUCUGCCGUCACCGUUGGCUACCAGGCCAUGUGUAACGGAAUGGCGGGGCAGGAGGACGGGUGCUCAGACAAUCGGGACAGAGGACUGGAGGUAAAGAAAGUGAAGAGGGACUUGGGGGAGCAGCAGUAUUUGGAUGAAAACGCGAAUCAGAAUGGAUCCCUUGUCACCUGCUCCUCGCAAGGCUGCGCCGCCCUUCCGCAGUCCAUUUUCAACGACAGCGAAAUGAGCGACGCAAAAUCGCCUCGGCCCAAUCAGAUUCCCUCUCAGGGCCCAGUCGCCCCGCUGGUGUCCGAUGCCAAACCGCCGGCCGGUGACGCCUCGAAGCCGUGCCUCGCGUCUUCCGAUCUGCCAGAAGCCAACCAGGCGCAGCAGUCCGUGGAGAGCCUCAUCCGGGAGCUGCUGGAGCAGGCGCCGGGAGAGCCGCAGCUCCCCGGAGACUCCAACGGCCAGGGCAUCAGCAUCGAGGCCUUCACACAGGAGCUGAGGGAGCUGGAGGACCGGGUGAGGGAGCGCGGCAGAGCGGCCUGCCAGCAGGAGGAAACCGCAAGAGAGUGCCUGUCCUCUGAGCGCCGUCAGCCGCAGCAGGAGGAGGAACAGCAGCCGCCCUCGGUCCCGGAGCCGAAGCCGCCGACGGGCGACACGAAGGGAGACGGGCCCGCGCUGGUCUUCGGCAGCCCCGCAAGACCGCUAAAUAAGCCCGCGUCUCAGCCGUACACAGGUCCGUUCAUGGUGGUUCUGUUCGCCAAGCUGGAGAACAUGCUCCAAAACUCGCUGUACGUCAACAUCCUGCUCACAGGCAUCGUGGCCCAGCUGGCCUGCUAUCCUCAGCCCCUCCUACGCUCCUUCCUGCUCAACACCAACAUGGUCUUCCAGCCCAGCGUCAAGUCACUGAUCCAGGUUCUAGGUUCUGUGAAGAACCGCAUCGAGGCGUUUGCAGCCUCUCAUGAGGACUUCCCGGCCAUGCUGAAGAAAGCCCAGCAGUACCUGGUGGCCCGAGGCAAGGUGGACUGGGCCGACUCGCCCGCGGCAGUCCCGAACCUGAGGCGCUCCGAUUCAUUAGUGAAGAGUCGUAAGCCCUCCCUCGGAGAGCUGAUCCUCCGUCACACCAACAGCCCGACCCGGGCCCGGCACGCCGCCCAGCUGGCCCUUGCGCACGUGCGGGACGGCGGCCAGUCGCUACACAGCGCCCUGUUCAAGGGCGGCGCGGGAGCCGGGAGUCUGGAGAAGCAAGCGGAGGCGCUGCGAGUGAAGAACGCCGUCUACUGCGCCGUCGUCUUCUGCGAGUUCCUCAAGGAGCUGGCCGCCCUGGCCCAAGAGCACGCCGUCACCCUGCCUUUCCCCCACAGCCAGGAGGCCGAGGAGUAGGCGGGACAGUGGCUCUUCACAUUUCUUUUUUUGGUUGGCUGUAAUAAAAUAAAAUGGGAUUCUCCCAUCAACAACGGACGAACUGGAGCACCGUCACUGAAGUAUGAUGGUCGUGCAAUGACACGGACCAAAAAGCAAGAUUUUUUAUUUUUUUUUUUGUACCAAAAUCAUUGUAGGAUUUAAGGACUGGAAGAAUUUCCCUCAUCUGUAAACUUCUACGAUAUUGUGCAUAUCAUGUAUUAUAUUUACAUUCUAUACACAGAUGAUCUCGGUAAACGGCGUGAGAUUUUUAGGAGCUUGUACAAGCGUGUCGCCUCUCAUGGCGUAGUGAGGCCCGGUCUCUUUUUCAGGCGGCACAGAGGAGAAGAGCGCUUCGUCCGCAACACAAUUAUAAAACGGUUAAAAAAAUAGUUUGUGUGGGGGAGGGGGGGGGGAAUUCAAAUAAGCAUUGAAUGCAAUCAACCAGCCGCAGAGUGAUCCAGGCGAGGGAACCGGUAAGCGUGUUCCUCGGAGCAUCUCAACGGUCCGCUUUUAUUCUGAUCACGAUGAAAACUGGAAGAUGAAUCAGCACGGACAACACCUGAGUACUGGAAAAACACUUUGGGGUAAUGAAUACCAUUUUUAUUAUUUAAAACAAAAAUAUAUUUCGUCUGUCGUCUGUCUUUUGCACCAUUUUUCUAGACAGCAGCAUCGCGUGGGAGCGGGUGUUGUGUGUGUGUGUGCAUGCGUGCGUGCGUGUGUGUGUGCGUGUGUGUGUGUGGGGGGGGAUUUAUUUCAACUCUGUAAAAAAAAAGAACAAAGGGUGACGCCAACUCUCCGGGCCAUCAGUGAGCCAUUCACCUGUUGCCAUAAAGGUGGCAGCGCGGCUCGGCACGGCGCACCGUUUUGUGUGCCAUUUCGUCUCUUUACAUUUCUUUUUAUUUAAAGACCCGAGAGUCUGCCAGAAACAAAGGGCGAGAAGAGAAUGUUUCUUUUUCUUCAAGGGAGCGUUGGCAUGAUUUCCCAUUUACUUUGAACUGACAUUUAAAAAGAAGACACGGUCACGAGGCAUUAACGGACUUUUCUUUAUAGGCCGACAAAGACCGUUUUGUUGUGAGCUAAAAGUGAAGCUUGUAAGACGCGAUCUCAUUCUCGUUUUUUUUUUUUUAUUUUUGCUUCAAAAAAGUAUUGUCUCUUUUACACAAACCGUUCCAUCCUGGAACUCGGCAUGCUGCUAUUGUUUUAACACCAAUUAGUUUUGGUUCUCCGUGUAAUUUCCUUUUUUUAGGUAGUUUUCCAACCGGGACUUUUUUUGCGUUAUUAUUUUUUUUUUUAAUUGGUCUGUUUUGUAAUGAGGGAGAAAACUGUGUUUGAUGACGUUAUAUGAGGGACCCGACAGGACGGCGUUCUCACCUUUUCGCUUGAUCCCGUCUGUUUUGUUAUUGUGUCCACAUUGUCAAAAAUCAUCUUAGUAUUUACACCUGACAUGUCACAUCUUUUCUUAAAACUGCGCCGCUUUCUGCACGGCGAAGCAAACCUCACUCCGAAGUCUGUCCCGCUGCCUUCGGGGGCCAUCAGUCUGUUCGGAUAAAGAAGGCCAGAGGGCCUCGCUCCUCACCAGGGUCCUCUACUUUCACACUCAAGAUUGGGUAUUAUUUUAAUUUGUUUUACCUGAACUCUUUUCACAAACCGCUCCGUUUGGGACGGCCGGUACUUUGUUAGCUCCCCACUUCCUCUGCCGGCCGCUCAGUCCCGUCGUAACGAAGCGGGUUCAGUCGGUUACUGUACAUCCUGUGACGCCUUCAGACGCCAAAGACGAUUCUCCAUCCAGUGUCUCUGUUUAGGCCAUCGACACGGUUUCGUGGCACGUAGUCUGUAAUAAACCACACUCCAUGUUGCACUUUUCAUAUUGCUUCCUGUGCUGGUGGAAGAGUGAGUCCGUCCAGCUGUUCAGGCACCAGGACGAGCACGUUUUUACAAACAACCAAACCCCAAUACUGAAUUUAAGUUAUAUAUUUUUUAAAUAUGCGGUAACUGGAUGCUGAAGCCCACACAGACACGUUUCUGACCAAUUCGUUGACCACCAGGAGCGUCUUGCUGUAAUGAAGCGAACUCUCUUAAAGGGACAGUGUGUAGCGUUUAGUAGAUCGCUGCAGGGAUGAGUCCUACAGGCUAAAGUCCUACAUCUAGGCUGUAGAGGGAGACGUUUCGUCUGGUAGCAAUCUGCAACUUCGCCACUCGAUGGCGCCAAAUCCUACACACUGCCCCUGUUUUAUAAGAAGAAAGCUAGUUAAAUGGAUGAAUGUCUUUUCAAGGUCUUGCUCUGAGGCGGUUGCCGUUUCUUUGGCUCUACUUAUAGACCCGAAAAUGUAUUUUCCCCAAGCUACGCUGUUGAUUCUUUAGUUGUUCUUCCGCUGUCCGUGUUUCAGACGGAUACAUUUGAACACAUGGUCCCUCAGUGAGUUCAAACCUAGAAUCCUUUGAAUUCACAGUAGUUUGAGUCGGGGCUUGAUUUGGUGCAUGUUUUGUAUAUUUAUGUUGACUGCGAGCCAAAGUGUCCAACUGUCCCUGACUCGCUUUCUGAUUCCAGCACCUCCUUUAGUUCCCAGAGACUGUUCUGAUUGUUCCAUCACACCAACAGGUGUCCUCUUAGUUUCAGGUGCACACGGUUCCUCCGGUUCUGACUGUACCACUCAAUCUGUUUAGCUUGGACAACGUACUCGUCGGUUCAUCUGAAGGGACUUUCACAGCUGUAUUUCUUUACUCGUACACACUUUGAAAAAGAUUUUUCAUAUUUUUCAUAUUCCAGCAUUGUUAUGCAUUACCACGGGAUGUCACUUAUCUUCUCACUCCCCACAAACCUGACGCAUUUCUCCCCUGUGAUCUAUGCAAAACAUGCUCUGGUGUCCCCCGUUCGAGGCUGAAAGACGUUGCGGUCUGAUUUAAUGUGUAAAUACUGUAUAAAAGAAAAGGGGGGGGGGGGAAAGAAAAGAAAAAUGGGUCGUGAAUGCAGAGGUGUGUGUGUGUGUGUGUGUGUGGAAAAAGCCAACAGGACAGAAUGAAAAUCAUGCUAAAAAUAAUGUAAUGAUGAAUGUUGUCAGAAAUAUUUUUCUAUAUUUUGAAAUCAUUAGAAAAACAUAGGACAAAAAUACAAAGUAGGGAGAAAAAAAAAAAAAA
Molecule: messenger RNA, 7389 nt
Organism: Cyclopterus lumpus (lumpfish)
Lineage: Eukaryota; Metazoa; Chordata; Actinopteri; Perciformes; Cyclopteridae
Gene: fhip1b
Product: family with sequence similarity 160 member A2
Exons: 12
Coding region: 658-4233 (1191 amino acids)
Biological process (GO): early endosome to late endosome transport; endosome organization; lysosome organization
Cellular component (GO): FHF complex
Source: RefSeq, a predicted model, not a curated record